GUGCUGACAAGGAGCAAGUGUUAGUGAAUGAGUUUGACCCGAUGAGCCUCUCCGGCAAAUUGGGCUGGACCGAAGCAGAGAAGCUGUGCCAACGCAAGAACUCCCAUCUCAUCGGAUUUCCACAAGCGUCGGGCUGCAAGGAGAGCAUUGCGAUGCUGGCCACCGAGUUUCAUAUUGCCUACACAAAGCUGUUCGACCCAGGACACUUUGUGGACGUUGCACACAACUUGCAGAGGUACGACAGCAUAACUCCAGCACCACUCCGACCGCAGAACUGCAGCCAGGCAUGGAUAGGAGGAUCGCAAUCCAUCGCGGAUGGUGUUCAUUGUGUCAAUACGCUGCAUCCAGUUGUAUGCGCUAGGAGGAUAGGCGAUUCUCCAGCCUCCUCUCGGUGUCCUGCCAAUGGUGGCAGUGUUGCAGUUCCCAGCAAGUAUGUCUACCAUCCGUUUGCACUUGACUUCAGACACGCUGUUGAGCUGUGUCGGCGAGAAAACGGGCAACUGGCCGGGUCGGAGGGCGAGCAGAAAACCUGCUCAUUGAGCUUAGUGAGGGAGACUAUGUCCGGACGCAGUGAUGUGGACAGUUUGGAGCUGCACUCAUCGUAUGUAGGCGACAGAUCCUGCCGCUACCUGAAGGUGUCCGAUGGCACGACCCGUGUGGCAUCUUGCCACUUGGCACGGCCAGUGGUGUGCAGAAUAGGUUGGUAUGCUGUAUGUCCAGCGCAAACCAGUGGAAUGAAUCACUGGCUUGCGUUGAACAUCGGCGUUCAGAAUCGUUCUACCGCCGCACAAAGUUGCUUUGACCAGGGUUACCGGCUGUUCUCCUACACUAUGUUUAAGUCUAUGUCACAUGCCAUCCGUCCGUGCGUCGACCGCCUGCUGGAGAGAAUGUGGCUGGGUGGCUUCGUCGACGGCAGCCUUCGACUGUGGACAGACGGCAAUCUUCUGGAGAGGAACGUCAUUUACGAGUUUCCCAGGGCUAGAACGAUCCUGGAUGCCACCGGAGGUGCUUUGGGGCACGUUGUGUGUUACAAGCAGUGUAUGGAUGAGAACUGUGAAUGUGAAUAUCACCGUGGUGGACGUCUCUGUGGUAAACCCUGUCCAGAAACAAUUCUCAAAUACGGUCACCUAGACCGCCAUCCGGUCAGUCUCGACGACAUCUUACCAGUUUGCAGACGAUCAUUUGUACCCACUGGCAUGGUCCAGUGCACGCCGAACGGUUGGGUUCAUCCUCCACACGUCUGUCGCCGCAGUGUUUGCCCUCAUAGGAUGGUUGGCAAUGGUAUUCUCAAAACUACAUCUUUGGGUGACCGAGUUGCCGCCGUCUGUGAUCCAGGUUUCUUGCCUGUCGGCACAGCUAGGUGCGAGACUGACGAUUGGGUCAUCGGACAUGAACUGUGUGUUAAAAGUUUGGAUGCGGUAUGCCCAACUGACGAUCGCCGCGUGUUCCACUGGCGUACACUGGACGUUGGGGCUAGGAAUUUCUCGGUCGCCACAGAGAUGUGCUCGGACAGCGGGUACCGGUUGUUCGGCUUUGCGCUGUUCCGAGAAAUGGCACGGACGCUGCGCAUGUGCGUUAUCAGCAUGCUGAAGGGAAUGAUACCCAACGGGUAUGGCGACGGGCUGGUGGUGUGGACGGACGGCACCGAUCAGUACGACGUCAUUUACAAACAGUACACGCACUGGAACCAGUACAAGCAGGGUGCCCUGAGAGACCGACUGGCUAACGUUGUCUGCUACAAGCAGUGCUUCGAGGAAAGCUGUGAAUGUGAGCGACGUGUUUGCACAGCUCCGCUGGCACCUAAAGCCAGUUUUGCAGCUUCUCCACAAACCAUCAAUGUGUCGCAGGUAGUUAACACUGGUAAAUUCAACAUCGCAGAGUAUUGUGUUGUGUAUGAGCUGGCCGAGGUCUCGGGAGUGGCAGCAGCAUUCAAAAAUGGUACAACAUUUUGCACCAAUACGAGCAGUAUUUCCCUGACUGGGUUAGAGGAAGAUAGCAAAUACCACGUCCACUGUUAUGUGGAGACAACUGCGUCCGCCAGAAGCAAUGACUCAAUCACCUACCAAGUCAGAACUCAACCUGCAGCUCCAUCAGCGGCCCCUAUUCUAAAUGUGACUGAUAUAGCCUGGACUUCGUUUAGCCUGUCCUGGACUAAACUGGAUGUGUUGGAUCAUAACGGCCCCCUCAGUGGAUACCAAGUGAAGAGCAGUGAUGGCAGGGUGUUGAUUACUAAUGACUUGAGUGUUCGACUAACCGGCUAUCAACCCAACAGUGCGUAUGAAGUGAGCGUGGCGGCCAUCGGUUAUCGCAAUCUCACCGGACCCCAGGGAACGCUUCAAGUCAGGACAUUAGCUGAGGCUCCGCUGCCACCUAAAGCCAUUUUUGCAGCUUCUGCACAAACCAUCAAUGUGUCCCUAGUGGUUGGCAGUAGUAACUUCAACAUCGCAGAGUAUUGUGUUGUGUAUGAGCUGGUCUCGGUCUCGGGAGUGGCAGCAGCAUUCCAAAAUGGCACAACACUUUGCACCAAUUCGAGCAGUAUUUCCCUGACUGGGUUAGAGGAAGACAGCAAAUACCACGUCCACUGUUAUGUGGAGACAGCUGCGUCCACCAGAAGCAAUGACUCAAUCACCUAUCAUGUCAGAACGCAACCUGCAGCUCCAUCAGCAGCCCCUGUUUUAAGCGUGACUGAUAUAACCAGGACCUCAUUCAAGCUAUCCUGGACAGAACUGGAUGUGUUGGAUCGCAAUGGCCCCAUCUGGGGAUACCGAAUGAGGGAAAGUGAUGGCAGCUUGUUGAGUAUUAAUUUCUUGGAUAUUCGAGUCUCUGGCAAACAGCCCAACAGCACAUAUGAAGUGAGUGUGGCGGCGCUCGGUUACCUCCAUCAAACUGGACCCUGGGCAACAAUUCAAGUCAGGACAUUAGAUUGACAAACAUGACCAGGACCAGCCAUGCGUUUGUUUCGCCCCAGUGUUCAUCAAUAUCUGUGCAGCCGAUUAUAGCUUGAUAUGGCUACACACCUCGCCUUCACCUACUGCUGUACUUGAUUACCACACCUGCAGGCUUUACAUCUCCCUCCUCCCCAAUCUCAUAACCCUAGGAAGGAACAAUUAGUAUCAUAAUUAUUAUUAUUAUAGUCGUCUGAUCGGGCUGGCUGAAUAGCCAUAGAACUCAAGACUAAGCACGAAAUUUAGCAUUCCUAUACUGUACUGCAAACUUGUGUUUAUGCCUCUCUGUAUUUUGUAAUAUUUUUUAGUACAUGUAUGAAGGAAAGGAAGCUGGCAAGGGUAGAGCUGGCAGACUGCUAGCUGCUCGAUUCGCUCUAUCGCACAAUUCCUGUUCAAGCUGUGCUUUAACUUUAAUAUAGUCCAUAAUUACACGUGUUUUAGUAGUGCCUUCGCGAAAUGAGUGGACAACAUGAUUGGCGUUUUCAUGCCGGAUACUAUAAUUACAGCAGCCUGUCACAUUCUCACUCCCAGUCACAGACAAUAA
Molecule: messenger RNA, 3489 nt
Organism: Sycon ciliatum
Lineage: Eukaryota; Metazoa; Porifera; Calcarea; Leucosolenida; Sycettidae
Exons: 13
Coding region: 42-2927 (961 amino acids)
Biological process (GO): cytokine-mediated signaling pathway
Cellular component (GO): signaling receptor complex; external side of plasma membrane
Molecular function (GO): cytokine binding; cytokine receptor activity
Source: RefSeq, a predicted model, not a curated record